Molecule: messenger RNA, 2946 nt
Organism: Cryptococcus deneoformans JEC21
Lineage: Eukaryota; Fungi; Basidiomycota; Tremellomycetes; Tremellales; Cryptococcaceae
Product: expressed protein
Exons: 3
Coding region: 608-2632 (674 amino acids)
Source: RefSeq, a predicted model, not a curated record
CUCUCCUUUAUUCCUUGUUUAUUGUCUAUUGUCGACUGUCUCUUUCUUUUAUCUAUCACUGCCCCAUUCCCAGCGACCACCGUCGUCACAAGCAGCAGCCACCCGCUACACCACCCUACCACCACUUACACACAAACAUCGCGCGUUCCCCGUGCCCACCCCUCGAUGAAGAAAUCCAAACUUCCUAAUAGUGGCUAUUACACCAACUCUUUGACCGGAGGUUGCACCGUUGCAUCUCGCCUCCUUAGACUUCCACCACAGAUCAUUCUUCUCUUGGACAGCGCGCCUAAGCCCCCAUAAUUUGACCUACACCCCUGCACAUACCCUCGAAAAGCCAGCAAUCGUUUGGUACCAAAUCCACAUACAUCCGCUAUAAUCGCUACCGCCUCCUAAAGCCCCGUAUGGGAUAACAAUCCUCUCGUGAAUAUUCAGUAGGUUCGCAUAUACGGCCUCUCACUAUUAUUCUUAUUUUCUGCCCUCCUUCAACGAGCCACAAGGCUCUAUAAGACAGCACACACCACAACGAAACGUUUAUUUUGCAUAUUGCAUCAAUAUCAUCCGUCGCUUCCAAUCUAUAUCGGCAUAGACCUUUAAAGAAUUAUCAAAGAUGAACGCUCUCCGCACCCUUCCCAUCCUCAACCGCCCUUCUCGCCCCGCCUCUCCUGCCCCUCCCACUGUCCAGUCUACUACCGCCUCCGCGCAGCCUCCUUCCAAUGAAAAGCCACGUUCCCGAUCCCUUUCCCGUCAAGUGACCGAUAAGGUCUCCUCUUUACAAAUUUCUACUAAUGGCGCCGCCAUUCAUCCUCCAGCAGUUAUCACUCCAUCUCAGCCUUUGGCCAAGAGAUCCUCUUCUCCUGGGAGCAGGGCUGCCACCCCUCGAUCUACUGCGAGUCCUCUUCCUGCAGCUGCCCCUGGGGAGCAGGCUCCAUCGGGUGGAUAUAUGGAUGUCAUCGGCUUAAGGUUGAACGAGACAGUGAACAAGGCGAGCGCCGGUGUGGAUUUCAAGGCGAAGAAGGGGUUCAAGAAGGGCAGUGGAUUCGCUAUUGGCGAGGCUGUUGUCAAGGAACUUCCCAGCCCUCCUUCCGACGCGUACCUGAUGCGCGCUGUUCUUCGCAUUUCUGUUCGUGCACUCAGUAUUUAUGUCACCCGCCUCGAAUCUCUUCUCCUUCCUUCUCUCACGGAUGUCUCCUUUACUGCGCCUCUUAAUAUUGCCACAUCCACCGCGCAUCCUCUUAACUCUGUGCAGUAUUUUGCUCUUUCUGUCGCGCACACUGCAUGGGAGACUUGCGAGAUCCUUGAGCAGACUCUCGAAACUGGCCAGUGGCCUAGAUUCACGCAAGAGGCUUUGAGACCUGUGAUGGACAAGCUCGACUUAGUCGUUAGCAAGGUUGUGCAGCCACUGUUACUUGGUUUGAAGCGAGACUUGAUUGCAAGCUUGAUGAGGACGGAAGGGACCUCGCCUGCAGGUGGAAAGACAGUCGGGCUUGCAUCUAUCCCUGCGCCUACUACUUCAACCAACGGCGUACCCCUUACCAAGGAAGGUUCCCAUCAGCCUGUUUCCCGUCUUACCAAAGAGUUCUCUUCUAGCGGCCACGCACGUCAGCUUGCCAUCCCUCCUUGCCUUCAACAUUUUGCUGCUCGUGUCGACGGCUCUCGCAAGGUCUUUGAGCUCAUCGCUAAACCUUGUGCUGACGAUGGUGAAGGUUGGGUGACCGGUAUAGUCGUUGCUGUUAUCUGGAAGGGCAUGUGUAUCAUCUCCGAUAGGGACCUAACGCCUACUGGUAUCCGGCCCCCGAGCCCCAACAGUGUCGCCCGUGCUCUCGCCGGCUUGGGCAAAGAACGAGAUUCUUCGUCUAAUAUCACUCCAUCUCCUUCCCUUCAAGGCGUCACUGCAAAACUUGCUUCAUCUCUAUCCAUCGUGCCCACUCGCUCUCAAUCCCGUGCAUCUUCUCCUCCGAGACAGGCCAGCAAGCUUGAUCCAGUCACCCACGCUCUUCUUUCCCUUGAGGGACUCAUCAAACGUCUCGUGAGUGGCCUUGUCCAACCUCCUUCUCCUACAGACGACGAAGACGAACACCUCGCGCGACAGGCCUUGUCUGAAGCCAUUGAAGCCCUUCAGUCCUUCCGUAUAAUAUCGACCGCAAUGAACAACGGCAUUUCCUCUUCAACCCGCUUGCUGGCAUCUGCUCGUCGACUACGAGACGAUGUGGAGGACCCAGCGGAAGAUGAGCUCGACGACGCAAUGGAGGACCUUCAAGCCGUUAUUCUCUUCUCCAUUCUAUGCCGCCAAGCCAACUCCAUCCUCUCCUCGCUUCCUAUUUCUAGCGAGAAGGAACCCACCCUCAAGAUCCGCCACCCAUCCGAAGUUUGGGGUUGGCAAAUGGCUGAAUACGAGCGUCAAGUUCUCUCUGGCUUUUCCGCCGCCGAAGAAUGGGGUCGUCGAGUCGCUGUUGCCCUCAAGGGCGACAUUGAAAAGCUUCUUGCUCGCCUUGCUGAGAUUAUCGCGAGUCAGGGCGUGCCCGAGAAGACUUCCAAAGAGAAGGAGGCUGUGGUGGAAGCUAUGGAGUGGGUCAAGCUGUUGGGCGUUGCAUGUGAUGCCAAGUGCGGACUCAAAGUGGCAAAUGCGGCUUGACUAGUUCCCUGGGCGAUUAAUGCGUUCUGUGAAAGCUAUAGAUGAGAAUAUGACUUCUAUGGAGAGGAGAAAAAAUAUAGGGUCAUAAAGUGCAAUCGUACUGGAGGAAGAUUCCUUUGAUAAUCUGAAUACACGGUUUUCCAUUUUUAAAAUGCGAUAGUGAGGGUUAUUAUUCAGAAAGACGGCGUCGGUCAGUGUUCUAGUUUUUUUUCUUUCUUUUUUCUGUUUUUUCAAUAUCGUAGGUGAGUUAGGUCCGAAAAUGCAUGGUGUUAGAAAUGACAGUGUACGAACGUAUCGUGAUGUUGUCAAUGUAC